Molecule: messenger RNA, 795 nt
Organism: Mixia osmundae IAM 14324
Lineage: Eukaryota; Fungi; Basidiomycota; Mixiomycetes; Mixiales; Mixiaceae
Exons: 4
Coding region: 1-795 (264 amino acids)
Molecular function (GO): catalytic activity
Source: RefSeq, a predicted model, not a curated record
AUGUGUAUCGAGCCAUGCGUGCUCUCGUCGAUGCUCUACGAGCCUGUCAACGGUGACAGCCUCUCGGAUGGCAUCCAUCUCUGGUCCAGGCAUGUCCAGCGCAUUCAAGCUGCUUUCUCAGCCUUUGGGCAAGCCCGUCCGAGCCAACCGGGGAGUGCAUGGCGGACAGACAGGGCACCGACUGCCGAAAAGCUAGCUUCAACUGUGUCGGAGGUCAUCGCGUGCUCAGGCUCAGACCGCCUACAGAGGCUGCGCCUCACAGUCGAUAGUCGAGGCCACAUCGAUGUACGCUCCACCAGGCCUGCAAGCCCGCCCAACGAUGAGCUCUGCCUUGCGCUGGACAGGCAAGCAACUGUCUACGAUGGUGACAUCACGCUCUCCCACAAGACCACCAGUCGCAAAGUAUACGAUGAUGCCCGGAUUCGCUGCGGCGCAACGCUCGAGCCUAGAACUGAUGCGCCCUUUGAUGUCGUCAUGUACAACGACAGAAACGAAGUCACUGAGACUACUAUCUCCAACAUCGCAUUCCGACGGAGCGCAGACGAUCAGGUUUGGGUGACUCCUAGCGCGAGCUGCGGCCUGCUGCCCGGCGUACAGCGUCAGGAAUUACUCGACACUGGCUUCUCUCGAGAUGAUCUGCUUCAAUGCUGUCCGCAAGGUCUAUCGUGUGAAGAUGCACGUUCGAUCCUAGAAAUCGAAACUUGCUCGGAAUGGAUCGAGCUGACGGUUCUCGCAAGCCGCAAUCAGAUCAUCGCGUUCGAGACUGGGGCAAGGCAUCAAUCGCGCAAUGGGUAA